This is a messenger RNA of Eutrema salsugineum, 1347 nucleotides long. Its product is annotated as tryptophan--tRNA ligase, chloroplastic/mitochondrial. The coding region runs from base 42 to 1238 and encodes 398 amino acids. Lineage: Eukaryota; Viridiplantae; Streptophyta; Magnoliopsida; Brassicales; Brassicaceae. Gene Ontology annotation, biological process: tryptophanyl-tRNA aminoacylation. Gene Ontology annotation, cellular component: mitochondrion; chloroplast. The transcript is spliced from 15 exons. Gene Ontology annotation, molecular function: ATP binding; tryptophan-tRNA ligase activity. The record is from RefSeq and is a predicted model, not a curated record.
AUAAACCAAUCCGAGAAAGAGAGAAGACAGAAGCUACAACAAUGGCGCACGCGACGACUCUCUCUCACUCCCUCAUCGCCUCUUCCUCCAGGUUCUCUCGUCUCCGUUCUACCACUACAUUUCUCAGGAAUCCGCUCACCGGAAAAAGCUUCCGAUGCUGUUGCUCCGCCGCCGCUACGACCGACGAAUCUUCCCCUUCUGUAAGGGAACGUGUGGUCUCUGGAGUCCAGCCCACAGGAUCAAUUCACCUUGGAAACUAUCUCGGCGCAAUCAAAAACUGGGUCGCUCUUCAGGAUACAUAUGAAACACUCUUUAUCGUCGUAGACGAUCACGCGACAACACAACCAUAUGACCCACAACAACUAAGAAAGGCAACUAGGGAUACUGCAGCGCUUUAUCUAGCAUGUGGUGUAGACAUUUCUAAGUCUUCGGUGUUUGUGCAAUCUCACGUCCCUGCUCAUAUGGAGUUAAUGUGGCUUUUAAGUUCAUCCACACCUAUUGGUUGGCUACAGAAAAUGACUCAAUUCAAAGAGAAAUCACGCAAGGAGGGGGCUGAAAAUGCUGCUGUCUCUUUGUUUACUUAUCCAGUUCUGAUGGCAUCUGAUAUCCUCUUGUAUCAGGCGGAAUAUGUCCCUGUUGGUGAGGACCAGAAGCAGCACCUAGAACUUACCCGCGACCUGGCACAGCGUGUUAAUCAUUUAUAUGGUGGAAGGAAGUGGAAGAAGCUCGGAGGACGUGGUGGUUCGCUCUUUAAGAUACCAGAACCACUCAUACCACCAGUUGGAGCCCGAGUUAUGUCUCUUACCGAUGGUCUUUCCAAGAUGUCCAAGUCUGCACCUUCUGAUCAGUCACGGAUCAAUCUACUUGACUCAAAAGAUUUGAUUGCGGACAAGAUAAAACGGUGCAAGACAGACUCAUUUGCAGGCCUUGAAUUUGACAAUGCCGAGAGACCUGAAUGCAACAAUCUCCUCUCCGUAUAUCAGAUUGUUUCAGGCAAGACAAAAGAGGAAGUGAUGGAGGAAUGCAAAGAUAUGAGCUGGGGUACAUUUAAGCCUCUCCUUGCGGAUGCUUUGAUCGAGCAUCUGAGUCCAGUCCAGGUCCGUUAUCAGGAGAUAACAGCGGAAACAGGGUAUUUGGACAAAGUAUUGUCAGAAGGUGCGGACAGAGCGACGGAGAUAGCGGUUCCCACAGUUCGAAAUUUGCGGCAAGCUAUGGGAUUCUUGAUUCUUGAUUCGUGAUUAUUGAUUCUUGAUUGACAUUUGUGGUCGGCAUUUUUUGGAGUUGAAAAGAAAAAAGUUCGAAUUACAUUUUCCAAAUAUUGAUUGAUUCUUUAGUUAUUUUACUAAA